UAUAACGCGUAUUAAUGCUGUAUAUUAAGCGAGCGUUAAUAUUUUCUAUUUCUGUUUCGCAGGGAGUCCAAUGGCGUCCUUUAUUGCUACGAAAUAUAUACAUGACUGAAACGUAACCGCGGUAUAGUCUGCUAGCGCCUAGGUUAGCGCGCAUGCGCGAGAUUGGGCCUCUAUCUCCACAUUGCUCGGUGGAAAUCCGACGAUUGGCCUGUCAAGAGCAGCGAAGUUCGCUCUGGCGUGGCUGUUUCUUCCCGAUUAGAAUUAUAUUAGGAUUAUAAUUUUUUUUUUACUUAAAUAGCUUAAUUAUGGCAACCUGCGGCGAAUAUAUUCGUAGUCAAUUCCCAACGAUAGACGACGACUUGUAUCAAUACGUGGAAGGUAUCCUGGACAGUUCCAAGGACGACUUCGAGGAUGGCGACGAGGUGUACGAGGCGAUCGGGCAGGUGUUGCACGAGGUUGCGGACAAAUCAGAAAACGAGGUUAGACAAAUAUGUGUGAAAUUAUUGGAAAUAUUGAAAGGUACUUCAAAUGAUGAUAUAGACAGGAGAAAAAAUGGUGUUAACAAAGUAUUAAAUGCUCCGGUACACCUGGGUGCGUUAGCUGCUACUUUGGAAGCACAGGUUGAACAGAUCAAGAGUAUAUGGGUGACGACUAGAGAUGAUGCGAUGAAAGUAGACGCUAAGAAGCUAGAGAAGGCCGAGGCUAAAUUGCAACAGAAACAGGAGAAACGAAUCGUAAAUGAACAGGGAUUAGCAUCUCGCAUUAACACUGCCAAUAAUGUGGCUGAAAGUGCUGCUAGCGCGAGCCAAAUGAUGAGUAAGAAAGACAGUCGAAUGGAGACUAAAGGUGGAGUGAAUAAAGCUCAAGACAUCAGGAUAGAAAACUUUGAUGUUGCGUAUGGUGAUAGAGUGUUAUUACAUGGUGCUGAUUUAAUGCUCGCAUUCGGCAGACGGUACGGUCUGAUAGGUAGAAAUGGACUUGGCAAAACCACCUUACUUCGAAUGAUAUCGAGCAAACAGUUGAGGAUACCUUCACACGUGCGUGUAUUGCACGUCGAGCAGGAGGUAGCCGGCGAUGAUACGUCCGCAUUAGAAUCUGUCUUGGAAUGUGAUCAAGAGCGAAGUGCAUUACUCAGUCAGGAGGCGAAAUUACAGGCAGCAAUAGAGAAGGAUGGCUCUAAGACGGGUGAUUCAUUAGGUGAGGAAUUGGCACGGGUGUACGAAGCGAUGCAGUUAGCCGAAGUUGAUAAGGCACCUGCUAGAGCAAGUGCAAUCCUGUCAGGACUUGGAUUCACUGUUGAAAGGCAGUCCUGGCCAACCAAGGCAUUUUCUGGAGGUUGGCGAAUGAGGCUGGCUCUUGCGAGAGCUCUCUUCUCUAAACCAGACCUAUUGUUGCUUGAUGAGCCAACGAACAUGCUCGAUAUUAAAGCGAUACUCUGGUUAGAAAAGUAUCUACAAACGUGGCCGAAAACAUUACUUGUAGUAUCGCACGACCGGAAGUUUUUGGAUACGGUUCCCACUGAUAUUUUGUACUUACGUGGGCAGAAAAUAGAGGCGUACCGUGGUAAUUAUGAGCAAUUUGUGAAAACGAAAGGUGAACGCGAGAGAAAUCAGCAACGAGAAUAUGAGGCUCAGCAGGCAAAGAGAGCGCAUGUACAGGAAUUUAUCGACAGGUUCCGAUACAAUGCGAAUCGUGCGUCGAGUGUACAAAGCAAAAUAAAGAUGUUAGAGAAACUACCUGAUUUGAAGCCGAUGGAGAAGGAAAGCGAAGUGACUCUCAAUUUCCCUGACGUCGAACCACUGAGUCCGCCGAUAUUGCAACUUAACGAAGUCUCCUUUAGUUACAAUGAAGGAGUAGAUUUAGUAUUUAGCAAUGUGAAUCUUACUGCCAGUCUGCAGUCGCGCAUCUGUAUUGUCGGAGAGAACGGUGCAGGCAAGACUACUCUUUUGAAAAUCAUUACGGGCGCAUUGAGUCCUACGCGAGGCACGGUCCAUGUACAUCGUAAUCUAAAGUUUGGAUACUUUAGUCAACAUCACGUCGAUCAACUGGACAUGCGCGUCUGUCCCGUCGAAUUAUUACAAACACAUUUCCCUGGCAAACCUAUCGAAGAAUACAGACGAAUGCUCGGAAGUUUCGGAAUAAGCGGCAACUUGGCUUUGCAGACCAUAAAUUCUCUUUCGGGAGGACAAAAGUCUAGAGUGGCAUUCGCCCUAAUGUGUGCGGCAAUGCCUAAUUUUUUAGUGCUCGACGAGCCCACCAAUCAUCUCGAUAUCGAAUCGAUAGAAGCAUUGGGUAAAGCUCUCAAUAACUGCCAAGCUGGUGUAAUAUUGGUGUCGCACGAUGAACGUUUAAUCCAAAUGGUUUGUACAGAAUUGUGGGUUUGUGGAGAAGGAUCCGUUAGAUGCAUUGAAGAAGGUUUUGAUGAAUAUCGCAGAAUCAUUGAGAGGGAACUUGAAUUAUAAGAUAUUAAGUUUUGUCCAAUGUGAUACUCUCAUAAUUUUGCGUUAUCUUACAAGUAAUACAUCAUUGUGAAAAUUUUAGAGAAAUAUUGCUGUUUUAAAAUCAACUUGCGGCUAAUAUCUAUUAUAGUAAUAUAAUAGUAAUAUUUUCUUUCUGAACGUUUCGCCAAAAUAUCUUAUCUAUUUCUUAGAUGCUUUUCUCACGACAUAAAUUAAAUAUAGCAAUUAUCGAUUAUGUAUAUGUACGAUUUAUUCGUCUACUCGAUAUAAAUGUCUAUUUUCCCUUUUUGACAAUUACACAGAGAAUGCAUCUUUUUUCUUAAAUUUAUUAAUAAAUGCAUUAUAUUCAUUUUUCUUUAACACACUGACCUAAUAUGCUAUUCAACUGUGACAUGCAAUCUGAAUUUGGACAUUUUCAUACUAUAAACAUUAUUCUAUUAUAAAAAG
This is a messenger RNA of Camponotus floridanus (Florida carpenter ant), 2906 nucleotides long. RefSeq names its product ATP-binding cassette sub-family F member 3. The transcript is spliced from 9 exons. Bases 306 to 2462 code for a protein of 718 amino acids. NCBI's taxonomy places the organism in Eukaryota, Metazoa, Arthropoda, Insecta, Hymenoptera, Formicidae. Gene Ontology annotation, molecular function: ATP hydrolysis activity; ATP binding. The record is from RefSeq and is a predicted model, not a curated record.